AAUGCAAAAUUUGCCGUUGUUAGACAAUUCACCUAUGAAUGUAUCAUAGAAAAAAAAUUAGACUCGUUAAAAUUUUGUGAUCGUCUUGCUCGUUAUAAUGUAACACUCUUAGCAUAUUUGAAUAGUAUCAUUGUUCCUGAUGUUUGGAAAAAUCGACUAUCUAAUAAUGGUAUUAGGUUAUUGUGCAGUAUGAAAUUCUAUCGAAAUAUUUUAAAUUUACCGUAUACUAGUUCAUCAAUUGCUGUUCAAUCUAAUGCCAUUAAUUAUUAUGAUGGUGAAACACAGAAAGAAAAUUCACUCGGUACAUAUGAUCGAUUUUCAAAACAGCAAUCGUUCAAUGGUAAAAUUUUAAUAAUCUGUUCAUUAGUUUUGUCACGAGGUGCUAAAAAAUAUUGUAAUCAGUCUGUCGAACAGAUAACACAUCCUAAUUCUCAUUUAUCAAAUAUUACACAAUCCAUUACUUAUUCAAAUCAUCUUCUAGAACAUGAAAUUAAUAAUUUUCGUUCAAAUACACUUACACAGAAUUUCGUUAAUUCUCUUGUCAAUGGUAGCUCAAUCAUCGCAAGUCGAAAAGGUAAAGUGUUCAAUGUAGAUCAUACAAGUGAAGAAGAAUGUAUUCAUUCAACAUCAAACAUUGAAAAUAAUGUUAAAUAUAGCAAAUCUAAUUUAUCAUCACAGCUGUAUCAUCCUAGUGUAUCUCAAGAAGAAAUUUUUAUGAAUUGGAACGACUUACGUAGUCAUGUCAUUGGUUUAAGCAACCCAGGAAAGAAUUUAUGUUAUAUUAAUGCAGUACUUCAAUGCUUAGCUGACACACCUCCAUUUAUUAAUUGGUUAUUUCAACAGAGUGAAUUGUCUAACAACGGCAAAUUUUGCAUUAUAUGCGAAUUAAAAAAAAUUAUCAAUUCUCUUAAUGUAUCUGCGACCGAAGUUGUUAGCGACGAAAAGCAGCAAUUUGUUGCAUCUGCUGGUGUUAUUAGCAAAUAUGUACCUAUAUUAUCACCUGCUUUCAAGAUUGGAGAACAAGAAGAUUCUAGUCUUUUUAUUACAAGUUUGUUGGAUCAUUGUGCAAGUUAUUUAUCUUCUUAUUCAGCAACAGGCUCUACUGUUCCAAUAUCACAAACAGUUAUUGAUACAAUAUUUGGUAUUAAACUUCUAUCUACCAUUGAAUGUUCAUCAUGUUUAAAACUUUUUACUAAAGAAGAAUUUGUUUAUAUGUUAUCUGUUGAAAUUAAUAACAUUAAUAGUUUGUCUGAAGCACUUAUACACUUCACUGAUCAAGAAAUAUUGACAGGUGAAAAUGCUUAUCAUUGUUCCAGCUGUGAAAAUCUUGUUACAGCUAGAAAAGGUCUCACCAUCCACACAUUAUCUGAUAUAUUAAUAAUUAAUUUUAAAAGAAGUAUUACACUGAAUAAUAGAACUGCAAAAUUAUCACACAAGUUAAAUUUCAAUGAAUUGUUGGAUUGUUCUUCGUACAUGACUUUUCAACAGUUCGAUUCAAAUAAAGAAAAUAUGGAAAAUAAUAUAUCUGAUGAUAAUAUUUAUAAACUAUAUGCUGUUAUAUGUCAUCAUGGUGAUAGUAUUGAACAAGGUCAUUACUGGUCAUACAUUCGAACAUUAAAUGAUAAAUGGUUUCUUGUUGACGAUGCACACUAUCGUGACGUACCAUUAGUGGAAGUUUUAGAUAAUCCAAGUGCAUUUAUUUUAUUUUAUGGCAAAGUGUCAUAUAAAAACAAAAGACAUGACACAGUCUAUGAACAACGAGCACUGACAUCCUUGUCAACACCACAAAGAAAACGUCAUCAAUCUUUGUCUAUUUCUGAUUGUCCACUCGUGUUAAAUCAAUCAUCUAAUUCAAUUCAACCAUCUAAUUCUCAACAAGAACAAAAUUGUACUGAAACUUCAACAAUUUCAGCAUCAAAAAACAUUGAACGUCAAUAUGAUUGUGAAACUUUUGUAGCUGAAGGAACUGAAAGCAGUAUCACAAUUUAUCGCAAAUGUUUGAAGGAUUCACCAAGAGAAAAAAAUAAUAUUGAUGAUAGAUUUUGUAAAGAAACCACAAAGAAUGUUGCAACUGUGGCAGCUGGUGUAUCAAUGGACGAAGUUUUUGAAUCUACAGUACCACCGAAUUAUAACUUUCGAUUAAACUCAAGUGAACUCAUGAAAAUGGUUCAUAUGCAAAAUGAAGCAUUAGAAAGAAAGAAACAUCGUAUGAUGAAGCAAAUCGGCUUAUUAUAUGAUUCAUCAUCUUCAACGUCAACAACUAAGUUAUCAAAAAAUGCAUCACGAUCAGAUAUAAUUGAUGAGAUAAAUAAUAACAUUCAAAACCAAAAUAAUAGUAGCAACAGAAGUAAUCGCAAAGUUAACAUUGAAUACCUAAAUUUAAUUUCGCCGCAUUUAAAGAAAUACAAUUCUGCAUGUGGUUUAUGUAUCUGCACGCGCUAUUUUGGAACCAAUAUCUCAAAAUCAACAGCUCUUCUUCUGAAAUGUAUUCUUAAAUGUAGUGGACCGAGUUGCAAAUUUAAAUGCAAUCUUAAUAUCUUAAAUAAUGGUUAUUGUUUUGCCAUUACAUUAAAUCGAACAAUUUUUCAUCCUGUUAACGAACGAGUUGCUCGUCCAAUUCGUGGUUCAUUACGUCGAACAAUUAUGGAAAAAUUUAAAGCUGGUGGUUCUGUGUAUCGAAUACACGCUCAAUAUGAUGAGCAACGAACAUCAUCAGAAAGACAAGCUUAUAAUUAUGAUUUAAUUGGUAAAUCAAAAAAGGUGUUUAAGAAGAUAAAAUCUGAAGCAGUUGCUGAAACAUUACUUGCACCCGACGUCACUUUAGGGAUAUUACAAUUGCAUGACAAAUUACUUGAAGAAAUAAACAGUGAAGGAAUUAUUAAAGGUGCAUUACAAAUAGUUCAAUGUCGUCCAUUUUGUGUUGUUGUUUUUACAGAAGCCUCAAUUAGAUUAUAUGAUGCAAUUGUAAAUUGUCCAGAAUCUGUUCUUUCGUGGGAUGCAACGGGAGGAAUUAUCAAAAAUUCAUCAGCUAAACAAUGCUUAUACUACGAACUCACCAUCUCACAUCCCAACAUAGUCAAUGAAGAUAGUUUAGUGCCUUUGACAUUUAUUCUUUCUGAAUGUCAAACACUGUUUACUGUCAUUCAAUGGUUAUCAACGUUCAAAGAUUGUCAUAGAAAAGUUUUUCCCAACAAGAAAGACGCUUUUCCGAAACCAGCUAUAAUUUUAUCAGAUAGAGCACAAGUAUUUUUGCAAGCAGCUUUACGUGUAUUUAACAAUGAAAGUUAUCAGAAUUUUCUGGCACGUUCUUAUCGUAUUGUGACCAAUGCAGCUACUUCUGAUGAUUUAUCAAAAACUAACAUACACGCCUGCCUAUCGCACUUUAUGAUGGUAAGAAUAUGCUUUCAGUUGAUUAACUUUAGGUUAUUGUUUUUACAAUGUUGUAGGAUAUGAGAAGACGCGUGAACAAGUAUUUAUCCGAAGAUAUGCGUGAAGUUGCUAUGUGGUCCAUCGCUCUCUUGGUGAAUACGAGCACAUGGUCAGAAAUAAAAGAAAAUUGGAAACUCAUUUGUCAAGUAUUUUUAAGUUAUUCGACAAACAGUAAUUUGAAUUUCAAAUGCCAUCAUGCAAAGCUUCUUUCACGAAUUAGUAAAAUUACGAAUGAUCCAAAUUCUACAAGAGCUAUUAAUCAAUCAAAUAAAGUUUUGUCCAAUACCAAUGAUCCAUUUCUAUUCGGAAAUGAAGAUGAACUU
This is a messenger RNA of Rotaria sp. Silwood2, 3752 nucleotides long. The record is from the annotation of a GenBank genome assembly. NCBI's taxonomy places the organism in Eukaryota, Metazoa, Rotifera, Eurotatoria, Philodinida, Philodinidae.